Monodelphis domestica (gray short-tailed opossum) is the source of this 7977-nucleotide messenger RNA. It is a transcript of the gene SEC14L5, whose product is annotated as SEC14 like lipid binding 5. Gene Ontology annotation, cellular component: cytoplasm. Lineage: Eukaryota; Metazoa; Chordata; Mammalia; Didelphimorphia; Didelphidae. The record is from RefSeq and is a predicted model, not a curated record.
GGGGCUGGGAUAGGGCGGUACGGGGCGGGGUAGGGCGGUCCCAGCUGCAGCCAGGAGCGCAGCCUGGAGCGCAGCCUGGCUCCGCGCCUCCUGCCUCUCUGGGGCCCGGCCAGGCGCUGCUAGAAAUAGCAGGAGCCGGGUGCCGAGUCGCGGAUUUUCUCCGCGUGUAACUAGGCUCGGUGCCCAGCCGCGGGAUCCGGCAGGAGGGAUAGGGAGUUUGGGAGAUCGGAGGUUAGGAGCAUCAGGGACACGGAGGCGCUCCUCACCUGGUUUCUGUGUCCCUCCUGGAGAAGUUUGCUUCGUCGAAAGCCUUUCCGUGCUGCUGGGAACAGCCGCUGGCCAGUGUUGUGGCGAGGGAAGCUUUAAGCCCGGGCUCUGGUCCUUUCGGGGAGGACGACGGCCCGGGCAGAGCUUCAAGCACAGGUUCCAGGUGAAAAUGGUCCAGAAAUAUCAGUCUCCAGUUCGAGUCUACAAAUACCCCUUUGAGCUGGUCAUGGCGGCCUAUGAAAAACGUUUUCCAACCUGCCCCCAGAUACCUGUCUUCUUGGGCAGUGAGAUCAUUCAUGAGUCCAAGAGCCAGGAUGGAUCCAUUCACAUUGUAGAGCGCAGUUGCAAAUUGACUGUUGACGCACCACGGUUACUGAAGAAGAUUGCUGGGGUUGAAUAUGUUAUCUUUGUGCAGAAAAAUGUUUUAAACCGAAAGGAUCGAACUCUUCUUAUUGAAGCCCACAAUGAGACAUUUGCCAAUCGAGUCAUUGUUCAUGAGAACUGCAGCUACACUGUUCACCCUGAGAAUGACGAGUGGACCUGCUUCGAGCAGUCUGCCUCUCUCGACAUCAAAUCAUUCUUUGGCUUUGAAAAUGCUGUGGAGAAAAUUGCAAUGAAACAGUACACAGCUAACAUCAAGAGGGGGAAGGAAGUGAUUGAGUAUUAUCUGAAUGAGCUGAUAUCCCAGGGUAUCUCCCACAUCCCUCGAUGGACACCUUCUCCUGUUAGAGAAGAAGAUCAGAGGAGCCUGGCAGCUGACAAGCUGGACACGGACUACAUUGAGCGGUAUUUGGGGCAGCUCACUCCCAUGCAGGAGAGCUGCUUGAUCAGACUCCGCCAGUGGUUACAGGAGACACAUAAAGGAAAGAUUCCCAAAGAUGAGCACAUUCUUCGAUUCUUGAGGGCUCGAGACUUUCACUUUGACAAGGCCAAGGAGAUGCUGUGCCAGUCCUUGAGCUGGCGAAAGCAACACCAAGUAGACUACAUUCUUCAGACAUGGAGACCUCCACCCCUGCUGGAGGAGUUCUAUGCAGGUGGCUGGCACUACCAGGAUAGAGAUGGCCGUCCUCUCUAUAUCCUGCGUCUUGGCCAAAUGGAUACCAAGGGUUUGAUGAAGGCAGUGGGAGAGGAGGCACUCCUUCGACAUAUUCUUUCAGUUAAUGAAGAGGGACAGAAAAGAUGUGAAGAGAAUACAAAUCAGCUUGGCCGCCCCAUAAGUUCCUGGACGUGCCUUGUGGAUCUAGAAGGGCUGAAUAUGAGGCACCUCUGGCGACCUGGGGUGAAAGCCUUAUUGCGAAUGAUUGAAGUGGUUGAAGACAAUUACCCAGAGACACUAGGACGGCUGCUCAUCGUGCGGGCCCCACGUGUUUUUCCUGUGCUGUGGACACUGGUGAGCCCUUUUAUCAAUGAGAACACGAGGCAGAAAUUCCUCAUCUACAGUGGCAGCAACUACCAGGGCUCUGGAGGACUUGUUGACUAUCUGAAUAAAGAUGUAAUUCCAGACUUCCUAGGAGGAGAAUGUUUGUGCAGUGUCCCUGAAGGGGGCAUCAUCCCAAAGGCCCUCUAUCAGAUUGAAGAAGAUCAAGAGAAUGCGGAUAGAGUCCAACUAUGGACUGAAACUGUCUACCAGUCUGCAAGUGUGCUCCAAGGGGCCCCCCAUGAGAUAGCAGUGGAGAUUCUGGAGGUUGAGUCCGUGAUCACCUGGGACUUUGACAUCCUGAGGGGAGAUGUGGUAUUCAACCUCUUUCACUCCAAGCAAGCACCUGUACCAAGUCCCAGGGAGCCCAAGGCUGGGAGCAGUGUGCAGCUCAUUGACCAAAACUGGGUGCUGGGAGUGGAUUACAGCCGUGUGGAGUCUCCCCUGCUCUGCCGGGAAGGUGAAAGCAUUCAGGGCUCCCAUGUGACUCGUUGGCCAGGUUUCUACCUGCUUCAGUGGAAGAUGGCCACUCCGUUAGCCUGUGCGGCCAGCAGCCUCCCUCGAAUGGAUGAUGCUCUGAUGUCUGUGCAGAGCCCAGGGCACAAGUGUAAACUCCUGUACUACUACGAGGUCCUUGCAUCUGUAGACUUCAGGGGAUCCAUGUCCAGUCUGGAGUCCUGUACCAGUGGUUUCUCACAGCUCAGUGCCACCACAACUUCUUCCAACCAGUCCCAGAGUGGCUCCCUCAUCUCCAGAUAGCCGGGUCUGAGCCAUGUUGGGGAUCCUGCUGUACUCCGGCGCCUGGAAGUGUCCAGAGCCAGAAAUCCUGCCCAAGCUGAGGGCCAAGACCAUAAGGACUGGUGGCCUGGGUUCAGACACUGCCGGAGAUGGUGACUCUUUGGAGUCUACCAUGAUAAUCAGCUCAUGUUUUUGGUUUUAUAAUAGGUGCAUCUGAGUUUGUAGCAGAUGCUUCAUUAACAGGACCUAACAAUUCUAACCUAGCCAUUUUGUGUGAGCCCGUUCUAGUCUCCACUGCUUUCCUCGUCUUCCACUUCUCCAAUCUGGAUCUGUGAAUUCAUUAAUAUAGGGAGUUCCUAGAAGGGACGCUUCCUCCACUGAUGCACAUCAGAAUUCUUAGAGGGUUACCUGGAGGCAUUAAAAAGUUGAGUAACUUGCCCUAGUAUGUGUCAGAGGCAGGACUCAAACGUAGGUCUUCCUGACUACUCCAAGACUGGCAUUCUCUCUCCACCUAUCCCAUGCUCCUUUUCAUUCCCAUCUAUAAACUCAUUCCCAUCUAUAGUCUUCCAGUGGCGAGUUUGGAGUUAGCUAUGUGAGGAUGGGUCUCAACAAGACUAGACUUGAGAAGAUAUCUUCUUUUGUAUGAAGAAUGACACCUAGAGGCCAGGUUCACUUUUCUGUCACCCUAGGAGUUCUUAUUUUCUCUAGAAUAAAACCAAGUGGACCUAGGUUCCCAAACCAAAAUAUGGCACCAGCUCUUCCCUAGAGCAAAUCUGAUUCCAGAGUUGGCUCUAGAACUGAUCUGGUCUUUUGAGGGUCCCUAGGAGAUAAUUUCUAAACCAGAGGGAAAUCAUCUCCUUCCUUUAAGUGAAAUAAAAUAAGGUACCAGAAGAAUGGACUCACCAAAUUCACUUCCUUAUCAAUCCAUAUUUUGCCUUGGGGUAGUGUGGGUAGGGAUGGGGAUAAGGUUGGAGAGAGAAUAUAUUACUUAUCCAUUGGAACUUAUUCACUGGAAGAUAAGUUUUUCCUGUAUAGCCAUAGCCUUACUGAGCCUUUUCCAAGUGGUGGUAUAUGUGAUAAUUGGAAUUGUACAGACUGCAAAUAUAUCCACCUCAAUGUAGGAACUGCAUUCCGGGGCGUGGAGCACGAGGACUUCCAGACUAAUUCAAAAACCUGGAGAAGAGGGGGAACUGUCUGUCCUUCCUAGAGCAUCCUUUCUCACACCUGUCCUGCAGAGAGCUGGGCUGCCCAGUGAUCCCUGGGCCUUUGACGAUGAGUACCUGUUGGCUCUUCUCUUUCCUUCUCAGGUAUAUGAGCAAUAAGUCGUGUCAAAGGGCUAAAGAAAAGCAGAUAUCUUUUCCUGAAAUUCUUAAGGUACAUUUUUGUACUUCAGAGCCUACCUCUCUUGGAGAGCUGCUCUAUGUGUAUGUUGUAUGUAUGUGUGUGUGUAUGUGUGUGUGUGUGCGGGCACUUAUGUGUGUGUGGGAUUGGAAGGAAAAGCUUCUUAAAACUUUUUAAUCCCAAGAUUUAUUUAUUAUUGAGAAUGGACUGCAUGUUGUAAAAUAUAUUUGAACAUAUUUAUUUCUAUUUUGAUUAAAAACUAUUAAGUUAUGAACAUACCUAUCUUUUGGAAUAAGCUGACUUUUAAAAAUAUUCACAGAAUUUUGAAAAUCUAAUGCAACACUCAGGAGGAUCAGGUCUCUGCUUCUAGCUCCACUUUUCUCAAGGAACAAAAGGACAAUUUAGUGCUUCUUCCUUCUAUUAAGACAUACAUCCUUGAUUCUCCAUGGCAUCUUAGCCCAGAGAUGGUCUAAGCUGUCUUGGCAAGCCCUAUGAGAGGUACUGUGUCACCACAGAGUGUGAAAGGGGAGCAUCUUAUUCUCUUGCAAUAUCAGAGACAGGAUCUUGUGAAUGUGAAAGGUGAAUGAUUAUGUUAGACGAAAGUUAACUUGAGUGUGAAUGGAUGAAUAAAAUCCCUCUUUAAACGGGAUUAUGAAUACUUUGUGGCAAGGCAGGAGGGGGAAAACAGGGAAGGUGAAUGUGUUUUUGGAAUUAGGGCACAAAGACUCUCUUCAGGUUCACUUCAUUGGGUGGUUUUGGCUCUGUACUCCAGAGAAGUAUGUUUGACACAAAGUGACCUAGUAGAAGGACUGAGAAUUCAGGCUACCUCGACUUUGUUCCUCUUCUUGGUGAUAGCCAAUGAAAGCUGUAAUGGCAGGAGGGCUUGGAUGGCACAGGUGGUGCUUUCCAUCCAUACCAAGAGCUCUCCAAGGCCAAUACCCACAAUCUGAUCACAACGGGUGGGUACAUCCUUUCACUUUGGGGAAACUACAAUAUCAAAGCUCAGGGGCUGUUUAAAUAAAAGAAUCCCAGACUUCUGCUUUCCAAGAUUGCUUUUGCUCUGAGGGAGCUGCAACAGUCAUUGGGAUGAACUUUUUUUUUUUCAUCAUCACAUCCAUUGGCCCACAGGAAUCAGGGCUGAAGACACUAAAAGAGGCUGUUAAUAAAAGCACUUUGUAUUUCUAACACUUUGCACUUCUAAUGCUUUUCAUCCAAAGAUUAGAUGGCAUUUCUCCAGUGUACUCACCACUUUGUUCCUGGGGCAGAGGUGUGCUGAGGCACAGAGCACCAGAGCACUGGAUCCAGAGAAAACCAGGAACUCAGCCAGGGACUAGGAUAAUGUUUUCCUUGGAAUUUUUAAUUAUGAGAAAUACUGUAAUGUCUUGGCUGGACAUAUCAUUUCCAUACUCCCCCACCCGCUUUGAGAUAUCUUUAAUCUCCUUUCCCUUUUCCGAUCCAGCAGGAAAACCAACAAAGACAUUUUUUCCUCCUCUAGUUGAGAGCAUUUCCUUCUAUAAACCACCUACAGAUUGAAAGUUGAGCAAGUAAAGUGGGACAAGAGUUACCUUUACUAGUGUUUCAUUUUACCAUGACUAGCUCCCUCACUCCCAACCCCUCCACUUUCUUGAAGCUUUGCUCCUUUCAGGAGUCAGGUAUCAUUGCUUCUGGAGUCUUCUCAACAUGGGGAUAUGGCUACAGGGGGUAAAGCCCCAAGGGCACGAAUCUAAUCCAUGUCAGGGAUCUCUAGGCUCACAACAGAAUCUACUUGUUUUAGGGAGAGCCUGAAGGAGAUGGAUCUAGCAGUUCUGGUUGGCACGUAAACAGGUAUCUGACUACAAUUUUCUGAAAAAGCUUUAUGGUCUCAGAGCAAUAAAAUUAUAGUUAGGGGUCACAAAGUUACUCUCUGGGUGCCUACAAAGGGAUUCAUUUCUACUGGGCUGUGACAGCACAGAUAAAUUCCAGGUACUAUAGCUUACCUAUCCUUUUGCCUUACAGGAAUCAGGGAUUCACUUCUCAUUUACUAAGGAACUAGGGUAGAAAAGUUCUGUUACCAGUCUGACAGCAGCAACCACGCUUUGCUAGUUCUAAUUACUUUGCUAAAAUACAAUAUGUGCUAAACUUGAUUGAAAUUUUUUCUCAAUUUCUUUUUAUCUUUGGGUGGGUGACGAGCUUGGUGUAAUGGAAAGAACAUUGCAACCUCAGGGACAUCACUUAUUCUCCUGAGGCCUGAAAAUAAGGGGGUUGAAUUACAUCAUCUAAGGAUUUUGUAAUUAAAAUAUUUUCCUCUUGAAAAGUGGACCUGUUACAAGAAAGUUAUAGGACAUUUGGGGAGGUGGGGCAGCCAGGGCCAAGAACAGAGCUCUUGAGCAUUCAGUGAGCAUUCACUCUAUCGAUCUCUAGUUUGUUAGAGUCUUAGAUGUUGAUCUCCGCUGCUAAGAUAUCCUCUUCCUGGAAGCUUCAUGGUCCUGGAUAAAUCAUGCAUGCUCUCUGCUUAUGAAGGCACAGCUAAUUCCCUUGUGUUUUCUUUAAACUGGGGAAGAAGCCUCGAGGGUUGGCUCUUCUUCUGUGCCUGUUUGAGCACCAGCUUUUCGGCGCCCUCGUUCUUCAUUAGCUUCCAUGGACGCUGAGUGGGGUGGUAGUGUCUCAAUGUUGUGACCCUGCCUUUGUGGAAGGUUUGCUAUGACUGAAGUUGAAGGCAAGAAGACAGAUGUCACAAUGUAUUGUGUAGGGGUUAGAGUGGAUGACUUUUAAGGAAAUUCAUUCAAUAAGCAUUUAAAAAAACUUAAGUCCUUACCUUCUGUCUUAGAAUCAGUACUGAAUAUUGGUUCCAAGGCAGAAGAGUGGUACGGGCUAGGCAACUGGGGUUAAGCGACUUGGCGAGGAUCACACAGCUAAGAAAGAUCUGAGAUCAGAUUUGAACCCAGUAUUUUCUAUUUCCAAGACCGGCUCUCUAUCCACUGAGCUACCUAGCUGCUCCCACAAGCAGUUUAUUAUACACCUGCUAUGUGCCAGAUACUAUUUCUAAGCAUUGGAAAUACAAUGACAAAAAGCUUUUUUUCCCCCUCAAAAAAACUUGUAUUUAAAUGGGGAAGGGAGGAAAUAGGAAGACAUUAUACAAAAAAAUCAAAUAUAAAAUAAAAAUGAGUAUUUUUUUUGUCAGGGGAGGAAAUAAGCAAUUGAGGGGAUCAGGACUGAUCUUGUGUAGGAGAUAAUACUUGAGUUUAAGAAAGAAAUGAGGGAUUCUUCAAAGCAGAGAGGAGGAGGAGGAGGAGGAGGAGGGAUUUGCAUUCCAGGCGUGAAGAAAACUUGUAAAUCCAUGGAAAUAAAAGGGUUCCUUUGCAAGAUUCUACAGUUUUAUGAAUAAUGUGCAUGAGACAAAUUGUAUAUGUUGAUGUGAUUAAUAAUAUCUGCACUGCAAAUAGAAUUCUCAAUCUACUCAAAUUAUAUGUUCAAAUUAUAAAUCUGGGCAUGAUAAAACUCCACAAAUAUGUUUGGGGUCAUGUUUUGUAUCUGGUUAACAGGGCAACUCUCACACUUUCAGAUCUGAGAGUCCACAUGAACAAAACCAUCACUAACUAGUUCUUUCCCAUGUGUAGAUUCUGCUUAAUAAUUAUAGUCAAUGCCUGUUUUUUUCCUAAAAAAGUAUUGGAGCUCCCUAGGAUUGUUUUCUCCCUUUUUCUCCAUCUUUAUUCCAUUGUUCUAAAUCUGAAUUCUGCAAAUGACUGAAUCUAAAAUGUACCAAUGUACUAGGAUAUUCUUUUGGGAGCAGAGAAGAAUUAUGUUGUCAUUGCUUUCUUAAAAACAAAUCAGUUAAGUCUCUGAUGGGUGGGUGACUGUCAGAUUGUGUGCCAGACUAAGUUUUUAGGGCUUGCAGGUAUAUCCUUGAACCUAUCAGAGUAUCAUGGGUAUGAUAUUGCCAGGUCUGAAUUCUCAGUGCUGGGAGUAUAUUCUUCAGACUCCCAGAAUGCUAUACUUGCAAACUGUAUUGAGCACGAUGAUCACCAAAGAUGGCUGUUAGUUGAUAGAAAUGUAAAAGUCCCAUUGAAUUUUACUUGGGAUGUUGACCUGGCUGCCCUGCAUGUGGUUUCUUCUAAGCUCUUGGAAUGUUGACCUUAAUAUUGUACCUGUACCCUAAUUUCUAAUGGUUGCUGACUGACAUAUCCUAAAAUACAGCACCAAGUUUAGAGAAUAAAAGAAUAUUUUCUGAGUAUAAA